ACCAAGAAUCGUAGUGAAUGUGAUAGAUAUAUAGAAGAGAGUAAUUGGAACCUUGUUUAUCCUCAUGAUAUUUAUGCAGUAGAAUUCCCCAUAACUCCUAACUUCUUACUGGAAAGAAAGCAAAGAGAAAAGAAAGCAAAGCAGUCAAGUACACCAAUGGGAAUGAUAAUUCAAGAAGCCCUUUUCUUGCUAUCUUGUAUCUACAUUCUUCUUCGGAGUUAUUCCGCAGUUGAAGCAGCAGUAGGAGUUUGUUAUGGCCGUGUUGGUACAAACCUCCCACCACCUUCAGAAGCCAUCAAUCUCAUUAAAUCAAUUGGCGUUUCGAGAAUUAGGCUAUUCAAUCCAGAUCCAGAAGCAUUGCAACCAUUUGCUGGCACUGGAAUAGAGCUCUUAGUUGGAGUUCCCAAUGAAAUCCUCCCUACCCUAGCCAAUAGUCCUGUGACCAUCUCCAUGGAAUGGCUUCAAACCAAUAUUUUUGCCCAUGUUUCCCCUAAUCAAGUUAAAUAUUUAGCCGUUGGCAAUGAAAUCUUCCUUAAAGAUCCAUUUUACUCUCCUUAUAUAGUUCCUGCUAUUUCAAACCUUUACCAAGCUCUUCAAACAUUAGGUCUAGCUACCACAAUUAAGCUUUCUUCUUCCCAUGCAUCUACCAUACUUUCAAAUUCAUACCCUCCAUCAUCUGGAGUUUUUAAUUCUACCAUCAGACCAUUUCUUCUUCCUUUUUUACAAUUUUUACGUCACACCAGCUCACCAUUAAUGGUGAAUGUGUACCCUUUUUUUGCCUAUAUAAAUAAUCCACAGUAUGUUUCUUUGGACCAUGCUGUAUUUAGGUCAUCAUAUGUAGAAUACGACCAGAACUUGGCUUAUGACAACAUGUUCGACGCUUCCAUUGAUGCAUUUGUGUAUGCCAUGGAGAAGGAAGGAUUUGAGGGAAUUCCAGUGAUGGUAACAGAGACCGGUUGGCCGACUGCUGGAAUUGACGGUGCGAGCAUUGACAAUGCCUUGUCUUACAAUGGGAAUGUUGUGAGAAGAGCUUUGACCAAUGUAGGUACGCCUAAGAGGCCUGGAGUUGGCCUGGAUGUUUUCUUGUUUGAUUUGUUUGAUGAGAAUAAAAAGAGUGGGGAGGAGUUUGAGAGGCAUUUUGGGAUUUUAGGAGAUAAUGGAAUUAAGGCCUAUGACAUUAGGUUCAACUAAAAUUCAGUCAUUCUAUUGGUUAGGUUCAACUAAAAUUCAGUCAUUCUAUAGGUCUAGCUAAAUUAUUUUUUUUCAGGUGUGGUUAUUGCAUUCUAAUUUAUAAGUUAAUCAUGUGUAUCUGCGAAUCCCAAAUUUAGAGGUGGCGGGUCUCUCACUAUUUUGAACAUAGCCAUAUUGUCAUUUACAUGGUCCAAAUAGUUUUG
Nicotiana tabacum (common tobacco) is the source of this 1394-nucleotide messenger RNA. NCBI's taxonomy places the organism in Eukaryota, Viridiplantae, Streptophyta, Magnoliopsida, Solanales, Solanaceae. The record is from RefSeq and is a predicted model, not a curated record.